AUGUAUUGGAAAAAUGAAGUUUUGGCCCCUCUACCUGAGGGAAAUAAAUUUCUAUCCGAAGGAAUUCCCGCGAAACAGGUGAUUUCUCCAGGAACACAGAGUACACCAGGAGCCUCGCUCUGCAUAGAAGCCAAACACGCGCAGAUAAUGUCUCACUCAGAUGGGGAAUCCCACAGGUCGAAUAUGGAAAAGGACGAUGCGCGCUCUUCCCCUAGUCCCCCGUCAACGCCAUCCGUAUGCUCCCCAACAUCAUCUUCAUCCUCUGUGCCCUCAACGGGGAAGAACGUGUGCGCGAGCUGCGGACUGGAGAUUUUGGACCGAUAUCUUCUCAAGGUGAAUAAUUUAAUUUGGCACGUGAGGUGUCUGGAGUGCUCUGUCUGUAGGACGUCAUUGCGUCAACACAGCAGCUGCUACAUCAAAAACAAAGAAAUCUUCUGUAAAAUGGACUAUUUCAGUAGGUUUGGGACAAAGUGCGCCCGCUGCGGCCGUCAGAUCUAUGCCAGCGACUGGGUGCGGCGUGCCAGGGGCAACGCCUACCAUCUGGCCUGCUUUGCCUGCUUCUCCUGCAAGCGGCAGCUCUCCACGGGUGAGGAGUUUGGCCUGGUGGAGGAGAAGGUGCUCUGCAGGAUCCACUACGACACCAUGGUGGAGAAUCUGAAGCGGGCUGCAGAGAGCGGAAGUGGGAUCACUCUGGAGGGCGCGGUGCCUUCUGAGCAGGACAGCCAACCUAAACCGGCAAAAAGAGCACGCACCUCCUUCACUGCCGAGCAGCUACAGGUGAUGCAAGCGCAGUUUGCACAAGACAACAACCCAGAUGCGCAGACGCUGCAGAAGCUGGCGGACAUGACGGGGCUGAGCCGGAGGGUCAUACAGGUUUGGUUUCAAAACUGCAGAGCAAGGCACAAAAAGCACACCCCCCAGCACAGUGGACCCCCCCAGGGCCACCCCCAGUCCCGGAUGCCCCCCUCCCUGCCGGACGACCUGCAUUACUCUCCUUUUGGCAGUCCUGAGAGAGCACGCAUGGUAGCACUGCAUGGAUAUAUCGAGAGUCACCCCUUCUCCGUGCUGACAGCGCAGACCCUCCCCCACCAGGCCAUGGCAUUGCCUCAGCUGCCCCUCAGCCGCUAACAAACCCCCACUUCCACACAGGACUGCCCCUCCCGCAUUUCACCCCCUGACCCCCGGGCACUUAUUUCCCCCGUUGAUCUGACCCUGACCCCAGGAAACCGAAGGUGGCUCUGGCUAAGCAACAAGCAGGAAAGACUUUCCCCACCUCCAGUCGACCACACUCCCCAGGGCUCUCCCCCGCACCCAAGCCCUGCCAGGCAGGAUCUCCCCUGCCCCACGCUGCUCCGGGCAGGAGGAGCUCACCUGCGUCUGGUGUGCCUUGGCUUGGGAUGGGAGAAACUCCAAUGGUCAUACUGGGACAAAGGAGAGUCUACAGCCUCCACACACAAAGCCACAAGGAGUCUACAGCCUCCACACACAAAACCACCUCCCCCUGACUAUGAGCUGCUGAGAUCCACUGUGGCAUCCUGUGCUCUUUCUGUCUCUGACUCCAAGGGGUGAGGAGAGA
Messenger RNA from Megalops cyprinoides (Indo-Pacific tarpon), 1576 nucleotides. RefSeq names its product LIM homeobox 6 (gene lhx6). Gene Ontology annotation, cellular component: nucleus. The transcript has 9 exons. The record is from RefSeq and is a predicted model, not a curated record. Bases 1 to 1128 code for a protein of 375 amino acids. NCBI's taxonomy places the organism in Eukaryota, Metazoa, Chordata, Actinopteri, Elopiformes, Megalopidae. Gene Ontology annotation, biological process: neuron differentiation; forebrain neuron development; regulation of transcription by RNA polymerase II. Gene Ontology annotation, molecular function: DNA-binding transcription factor activity, RNA polymerase II-specific; RNA polymerase II transcription regulatory region sequence-specific DNA binding.